GGGGGGUUAAUGUACACUGAAGUGUCUUGUUCCAUGCCUGUUCCAUGCUGAAGAGAAUGAAGCUUGGCUUCAUUCUUGUGACAGCUUUCCCCAGCCAUGGUUGGAUUUGUUGUUGAAUUACAACUUGCAUCAUCCCAGAUCCUUGGCUAGGCAGGCUGGGAGCUGUGAAUGCCAACAAGAACUGGAGCGCCACUGAUUCCUUGUCCCCUUUCUGUGCAGUCUUACCACCUCAAUCGGAGGCAGCAAUCCUUCUGAAUACCAGUUGGUGGAAACUGGAAGAGGGAACAGUGCUGUUGAACUUAGAUCCUGAAUGCUGGCUUCCUGUAGGCAUCUGAUUGACUACCAUGAGAACAGGAUGCUGGACUAAGUGGGCCACUGGCCUGAUCCAGCAGCCUCUUCUCAUAUAUUAUGUUCUGUGUAAUACAAAUCAGUCCCUCCCUGCUUCAUCCAGUUGUUUCAUUGGGGAGCGGCCUGGACGAUUUGAUCUGUGGCAUAAAUGCUGAAGUGAGUGCAGAUUAAUUUCAACCCCUAUUUGCCAUAAGUCACUCCACCCAUGUACAUCAGGACUUAGUGGGCCAAAUCAGAACCACAAGCUAUAUCUCCACCCUGAGGUCCUAGAAAAGAAUCCAGGAAAUUUGCAUUGUUUUGAAUAGGAAUCAACCUUACAAAUGUUUACAACAUUAAAAACACAAAUCACACUGGAAAGUUUUAUAUUGAUGCUUCUGUUUGCUAUUUUAUAGUAAGGUCAAAUAUGUGUUUUAAGCAUUCGGGCUAACCACAUGGGUAUUUGAGUAAAUCCCACAGCAUUAGAUUUCUAGCCUUAUUUGACACUGAGCAAAUGCUACAAUGCUUCAAGAGGGAGGCAGCACACAUGGCUGUGUAGCCACAACUAUCAUAGCACAGCAGAAGUACAAAUGAGAGAGAGAAAAGAAAAUGGCCUAAAAUCAACCAUACACAUCAUUUACAUAUUCUUUUAAAGAGCUGGGGGGGGAAGGGAACCCAGUGCCUGAUUUUCUCUUGAACUAUAUUAAUGGUUUGUGGGGGUUCAACAGUGUGCUUAAUAACCUCUAAGGAAGGAGAGUCCUUUCUUUCUCUUCUUGCCAAAUGUACAACCCAUGGAUGAGCUGUAGUGUAAGUGGACAUUGGACACGACCCCAAAUAGUGGGUUAGUUGGAUGUACCGUACUUUUCCGUCUAUAAGACUAUGUUUUUUACCUUAAAACAACGCUUAAAAAUUGGGGUCGUCUUAUACAUGGGUAGUACAGAGGAGGGAUGGUGGAAAUGAUUUCUGUCUUGAGUAGUAGAUUUUCACUGGCGUUAUUGUGGGUGAUAGGCUGCUGCGGCAAGGUCUGCUUGCGAUUGGGCACUGCUGCGGCAGUUGCCGCUGGUGAUUGGGCUCUGCUGUGGCAAUGGGGCGUGUGAUUGGCGGCUGCUGGCGUUGAUCAGAAAUAAGAUAGGAGGCUUCUGCGUUGCGUUCGAUCGCAAGCAUUUGGAAUUUGGGUGAGCUUUUUUCGGCAUUCCUCCCAUUCCGGACAACCCCUCCCCAAUUUUCUUAACAUUGAGUCCCCAAAAUUAGGGGGUGUCUUAUCCAUGGGGGCUUCUUAUAAACAGAAAAGUAUGGUGUGUUGGAUGACUAGAAAUUAAGAGGGACUUGACUGCUUGCAAAGAGGCUUCACUUUUACAGAGGAAUUAGAGAAAAUGCAAGUGAGCGAUGCCACAUGUGAAUGAGUUGUAUGAGGACAGUAUCUCUUGUCUGGAGAAGGGACCAUGGGAGGUGUGCAGGCACCACGUUCCAGUAAGGACUGGGUUUUUGCAAACUUUCAGCUUGUCAGGCAGGGCUUCUAAGCAAGGUCUCAAGGAUAUGUCAUAGGAGGUACUGUGGAUGGCAGGCAGACUGCCUUCUGUGCAGAAUUUAAAGAACUUUAAACAUUUGCUGGUUGAAAAACCAGACACAUUAUUGUCUACCACAAGUCUUACAAUUCUGGGCUCUCCUCUUCUUAGCCAUAGGUGAGUUAAAUAGCCUUUGGCAAGAUGUUUCAUCUGUUCAUCUCUAUUAAGUUUCUAUGUGAAGCAUAGAACAUAAUGAGAAGGUUUCCCGUUGGUUUCUUGAAGUUUAGACAAGCCCUUCUACAACAGUAAGAAUAAAGACAGCCAUAAUAUGAUAACAAUGGAUUGCCAGCUGAACUGUCAGGUGUGCAUUCUAUGGUCUUAUCCAGGCAUCCCCAAACUUCGGCCCUCCAGAUGUUUUGGACUACAAUUCCCAUCCUCCCCAACCACUGGUCCUGUUAGCUAGGGAUCAUGGGAGUUGUAGGCCAAAACAUCUGGAGGGCCACAGUUUGGGGAUGCCUGGUCUUAUCUCUUCACUAUGUUUCAGGUGGGCUGCCUGAAACAUCUGCUGUCUCCCAUCUGCUGUCACUGAUGCCCCCUCCUCCAGUUAUAGAAAAUUAAGCAUCAGAAAUGGGAAGCUCACUCAUUCACUGCAGUUUUUUUGUGCUUUUUUUGUUAUCAAAUCUAUAUUGAUAGAUUUAUCCAAACAAGUUCCUCAGCCAUGUUCUACAUAUUGCAGUAUAAGCAAAUUAUCUAUCUAUCUAUCUAUCUAUCUAUCUUGUUUUGGUCUUGGUUAUAAGGGAAUAGAAAGCAUUGCAUUAAAAGUACCUUUGUUGGGUAAGUUGUUCAUGGAUAUAACUAGGUAGAAUUUAUACUUAAUGUGAUUGUUACAAAUUUGUACAUAAUUUGUACUCAUAAUGGAAUGCUUUUCCAGAUAUAAAUGUACAGUGAAGAAGAAGAAACCUUACUGUUACUGUUUGAAUAGUUGUAAUUAUAAAUCCUUGAGUUAUCCACCAUGUUUUCAUUUCUUGACCUUCUGGUGACUUUGGAAAGGCAGAAGUCUUCUCCAGUAGCAGAGGGGAAACAGUCUGUUAUAUUCUUUGAGUCAUUUAACAGUUGCUUCUGUCACUUUCAUUUACUGUCCUGUUUAUCUGUAUUACUGAAUUUGAGAUUGCUAGUAAGUAAUCUUGAGGUCACUAAUUAACAGGUAAUCUGCCCUACAACAAUCACCUAAAAGGAUCAAGUGAAAUAAGACUUUGCUUAACGUUUAGUGGGUGAAAGUUCAUAGGUGUACUUGAACUGUAUAAACCUUGGGCAUCUUUUUAAAAAGUCCUUUUACACAUAUCACUACAAUUUAUUUUAUUUUGUUCUGUUUUAUUUAUAUCCCACCUUUUUCUCAAAGGAAGUCAAGGUGGUGUCCAUGCUUCUCUUCCUCAUUUAAUCCCUACAACAGCCCUGUGAGGUAGGUUAAGCUGAGAGGCAGUGACUGGCCCAAGGUCACCCAUUGAGCUUCAUGGCUGAAUGGCGAUUUGAACCCUGGUCUCUCAGGCAUUCUAACUACUACACCACAUUGGCAGGUGAAAAAACACAAGUGAAAAAACAAACGAGAGAGGAUCUGUUUCACGUUGCCUGUUGUAAUCUGCAUGUAUAACAUAAGCUUUAUGGAUUGACUAUUCUGACCUAUUGUGUACAGUCUCUGAAAGUGUAUAGCAAGUGCUUUUUUUUUUUUUACAGACAUGUGGAUAUCUCUUUGAGAAAAGACAAAAGCCCUGGCAUAGAGAUAGCUCAGUUGAUAGAGCUCAAGGCUCUUAAUCUCAAGGUUGUGGGUUCAAGCCCCACGUUGAGUGAAAGAUUCCUGCAAUGCAGUGGGUUGGACUAGAUAAUCUAUAUUCAUUUAAGAAUUUUUUUUAACCACAUGCAAAAUCCUCAAGAGAAUUGCCUUGGGCAUAUAAAACAUGUUCUGAAGUACAUGCAUUUUAAAUAAGUUUUAUUAUUCUAACUGAAGAAAAGUUUUAUUAAGCUCAGUAAUGCACAUAUAUUGGUGAAGAUUUCAAUUAAAGGUUGAAUUGUCUUUUUCUGCACUUUUCCAGAAAAAAGUGAGAAUAGGGAUCCCCCCCAAAAAAAACAAAUGUGAAAUGUGAAAUUUCCCAAUCCAUUUCAAGGAAUUGUCUCAUUAGAGAGCUCUUUGAGAGAAGCAGCUGUCAGCUGACCAGUGUUGUUCCUUUCAGGCUAAAAAGAGAUGGCUUUACUUGAUAGGUUACCAUUUGCUAAAGUAGGGUUCCUUAAGGGAGGCUUUUGACAUGCCACUCCAGGAGAGUUUAGAAAUUAAUUUGUUUUAAAAACAUGUUUUGUUUUUAAUUGAAUUUGCUCAGUUAUUGUCUUUUACGUUCUGGGUAAAUAAACUUAGUGUGCUGCCUGUGAGUUCUCUGUACCAUAAAACAGGAAAACGAGAAGUUUCCAGUCAAUCGCUAGCCCUUUUGUGGACCUCUGAUCCCGUUGAAAGACACACUGGCUUUGCAUGUAACUUGAAGAAAGGUAUUGUGUCCCAUUCAGCUUGACUUUUACUGUGAAAGGUGAAGUUUUGAGCUUUCCUUGUAUAUUGAACGGGCGCUUUAAAGACAGAGGUCACCAUCUACUGAGCAACUCUUCACUAAAUUGAUUUGUGGCAAUAUGACCUUAAGUCUGAUCUCCUUGCUGUACAAGGAUAUUGCAGAACUGUGGUAUCUUCUGAAGAAAAGAACAGAUGAAAUCAUGCAUCAAGAUAUUGUUCCCCUCUGUGCUGCAGAAAUUGAGGACGAGCUAAGGAAGAAGUUUGCCUAUCUGUCAGGUGGGCGAGGAAAAGAUGGCUGCCCUGUCAUCACUUUUCCAGAGUACUCAACAUUCAGCGAAAUUCCAGAAAAGGAGUUUCAGAGUGUUCUGACAUACCUCACUAACAUCCCCAGUUCACAAGAUGCUGGAAUUGGAUUUAUACUUGUCAUAGACCGCAGGCAAGACAAAUGGACUUCAGUGCAAGCCUCUAUACUGCGAAUUGCGGCAUCGUUUCCUGGAAAUUUGCAGCUAGUUCUGGUUUUGAGACCAACAGGAUUCUUUCACAGGACCAUUUUCGACAUUGCAUUCAAAUUUCAUAGAGAUGAGUAUAAGAUGAAGCUGCCGAUCAUAAUGCUGAGCUCACUAGCAGAAUUAAAUAGCUACAUUGACAGAACACAACUAACAGAAGAUCUUGGAGGAACUCUAGAUUACUGCCAUAAUAGGUGGCUGACACAUCGCACUGCUAUAGAGAACUUUGCUCAAAUGGUUAAGCAGACUGCUAAAAACCUUCGAUCCUUCGGGACUGAACUGGCAGAAACAGAGCUACCAAACGAUGUGCAAUCCACCAGUGCCCUUCUUACAGCACAUACUGAAAACAAAGACAAAAUGAAGGAGGAUCUGAGGAUAGCAUUAAUACAAGGAAAAGAUAUUCUCAAAAGUAUUAGAAAACCGGUUUUUGAAAACUCAGAAUACAACAUGAAUCCGGAUCAGCUAGAAAAUCAAACGACUGUGGAAAGGCUUCUAGCUCAACUAGAUGAAACUGAAGCAGCCUUUGAUGAUUUUUGGUCUAAACAUCAACAGAAGCUUGAGCAGUGCUUGCAACUUAGACAUUUUGAACUGGAGUUCAAAGAGGUCAAAGCAGCUCUUGAUAGUGUAUCUGAGAGGUUAUCACUUUUCACAGAAGUGGGAAAUAGCUGUUCACAUGUGGAGCACAUUCUGAAAGAUCUCACCAGCUCUGAAGAUAAAUCGCAUGAGAUUUUGGAAAAGGCCAAGAUGCUAAUCUCUAAAGGCGACCAGUUUAUACAAAACAACCAUUAUGCUGUGGACUCCAUUCUCCCCAAGUGCAAUGAACUGCAACAUCGCUGUGAUGCCAUUGCCACUGCAGUGAAUAAAAUCAGGGCUUUCUUGAACCAGUCGCAUGAGUUGCACAGCCGGCUGGAGAAGUCCAUGAAGUGGUGUGAUGAAGGAAUUUUCCUGCUGGCUUCACAGCCUGUGGACAAAUGCCAGUCCCAAGAUGGAGCAGAAUCCGCUUUACAGGAGAUCGAGAAGUUUUUGGAGACGGGUGGAGACAACAAGCUCAUGGAACCGAAUUACUUGUUCAGGGAAUAUGAAGCCAUCCUUAGCGAGGAAUUAAUGGAGCACAUACAAAAAGUUUUUCAGAAGCAGGAAAGCAUGGAAGAAAUGUUUCAAAAGAGGCGGGUCAGCCUUAAGAAACUGGCAGCUAAGCAGAUGCGUCCAGUUCAGCCCGUGGCCCCUAGACCAGAGACCUCUCCGAAAUCACCUUGUCCUCCUCCAGGCCUUCAAAGAGACUCUGAAGAUUCGUCCAGCCCUGACAGUCUCAUGGUUCGAAGAAUGAACCUGAGAAGAAUCAAGAGUGAAAUCAGUGAAAUCAAUCAAAACAGAGGUGGAUCUGUGAUGGAUGAUGAAGAAAAUCUAGCCGUGUUAAGGAAACAUGUAAUGAAUGAACUUCUUGAAACGGAACGAGCGUAUGUGGAAGAACUUCUGUGCGUUCUUGAGGGCUAUGCUGCAGAAAUGGACAGCCCCUUAAUGGCACAUCUCAUUUUACCAGGGCUGCAAAAUAAGAAAGAUGUCUUGUUCGGAAACAUGGAAGAAAUCUAUCACUUUCACAACAGAAUAUUCUUAAGAGAACUAGAAAAUUACAUAGAAUAUCCAGAACUGGUAGGAAGGUGUUUCCUUGCAAGGAUGGAAGACUUUCAGAUUUAUGAAAAAUACUGUCAGAAUAAACCUCGAUCUGAAAGUCUAUGGAGGCAGUUCUCAGACUCUGUAUUCUUUCAGGAGUGUCAGAGAAAACUUGACCACAAGCUGAGUUUGGAUUCCUAUUUGCUGAAACCUGUUCAAAGAAUAACCAAAUAUCAGCUUUUGCUAAAGGAAAUGCUGAAAUACAGUAAAAAUUGUGAAGGGGCGGAAGAUCUUCAGGAGGCACUGACAUCAAUAUUGGGAAUUCUUAAAGCAGUUAAUGAUUCCAUGCACCAGAUUGCAAUCACUGGCUAUGAUGGAAACCUGAAUGAACUUGGCAAGCUUCUGAUGCAGGGAUCUUUCAGUGUGUGGACUGAUCACAAAAAGGGGCACUCGAAAGUCAAGGACCUGGCACGUUUCAAGCCAAUGCAGAGGCACCUCUUCCUUCAUGAGAAGGCAAUACUGUUCUGUAAAAAGAGAGAAGAAAAUGGAGAAGGAUAUGAGAAAGCACCCUCUUAUAGCUUUAAGAAUUCCUUAAAUAUGACUGCUGUUGGAAUAACAGAGAACGUUAAAGGUGACGCUAAAAAAUUUGAAAUCUGGUAUAAUGCAAGGGAAGAAGUGUAUAUAAUACAGGCUCCAACCCUGGAAGUCAAAGCCACCUGGGUAAAUGAAAUUAGGAAAGUAUUGACCAGUCAGUUACAGGCAUGCAGGCAAGCUAGCCAGCAUAGAGUUCUAGAACAUACAAACAGUCUCCCUUUACCUGCAUCGUCUAAUAAUACCAGUCCUUCAAGAAAUGAGGCAAGGAACACCAGAAAACAGGAGGAGAAAAAUGCUGGUGUUGUAAGUCCUGAUGGAUGUGUGACCUCAGUAGCAUCAAAGUAUCCUGAAAAAGGCAAAGAAACAGCGUCUCCUACCGCUAAAAGCCAGACUUUGCCAAUGAUCCUUCUUUCACGACCAGCUUCUCCUACCAGCCCAGACAAAAACACUAAACGACAUGAAGUAAAGAGUGAUCCAACUCCUUUGGGUUUGAGAGGAUGGUCUAAAACAUCUCAGUCACUUGAUGCUUCUGAAGAAAAUGAUGGCUGGUCCAGUGCGGAGGAUCCGCUUAAUUCCUCAGAUGCAGAAGAAGAAGUAAAAGUAGAGAAGAAGCUGACUCCUGGUAAAUACACUGUUGUGGCCGAUCAUGAGAGAGGAGGCCCUGAAGACAUGGCCCUGAAAAGCGGAGAGUUAGUUCAGCUGAUGCAUGAAGGAGAAGAUGGACUUUGGUAUGUAAAGAAUCUGACCACAAGCAAAGAAGGUUGGGUUCCAGUCAACAGUUUGUUGGUGCUGCUUGGCAACUCAAAAUCUGCUAUAUCUCUGAGCAGCUCAGUCUUCUUAAAGCAUGAGGAAGCAAGCCGUGUGCUACAAAGGAAUAAGAGAGCCAACUCCUUCUUUGAAGAGUUGAAAGCGGGAUCACUGGAACGAGAAUGUAUGGAAGAGAAAUGUUCAUUUGAGGAAGCCAGAGAAAUCUACAAAGAUGGCGAAAGAACUAUGGAAUUCUGGAAACAAUACACAGAUCCUAAUGAGUGUGACUCCAACCCUUGUCAAAAUGGUGGGACUUGUCAUGAUGAGUACAAGAAGUACAAUUGUUACUGUCCUGAAGAUUAUGAGGGCAAAAACUGUGAAAUUGGCCCAGAAACCAGACUGAAGUGCAUUUAUGACAACGGCAACUGUGAGCAUUAUUGCAUCGAUAUCCCAAAUGCAGUACGACAGUGUUUCUGUGCAGAGGGAUAUAGGCUGGGAAAUGAUAAAGAAUCUUGUAUCCCAGAAGUUGAUUAUCCUUGUGGGAAAAUACCACUUCUGGCCAAAAAAAUGGAGGACCGACGGGGAAGAAUCGUAGGUGGUUAUACCUGUCCUCCAGGUGAAUGCCCAUGGCAAGCUCUCAUGCUAGAAGGUCAAAUGCAGAGGUGUGGAGGUGUUCUGAUUGCUCCAUCAUGGGUAGUUACUGCAGCCCACUGCUUCUCACAAACACGCCGUGAAACACUCAGGAUAAAGCUGGGUAAAUACAGGAUAAACCAGAAAGACGAAGGUGAACAGGAAAGAAGAGUUGCUAAAAUCAUAAUCCAUGAAAAGUAUUCUCCCCAAAAAGUUGAAAAUGACAUCGCCUUGUUGCAAUUAGUGACACCUGUCAAUUUCACAGAUUAUGUGGUGCCCAUAUGCUUGCCUCAGCAGCGGUUUGCUGCAGAUGUGCUGAGCUUCAUUGAAUACUCCACAGUGAGUGGAUGGGGGCGUCUCUUAGAAGGCGGGGCUACAUCAGCCACACUUAUGCAAGUGAGACUCGUCAAAAUGCACAGAAAAGAAUGUGCUCAGCACACUAACUUUAAUAUUACAAAGAACAUGUUCUGCGCAGGAUACCUUAAUGGGACUCGGGACUCUUGUGAAGGUGACAGCGGUGGGCCUCACGCCACUGAAUAUAGGAACACGUGGUUUCUAACAGGGAUCGUGAGCUGGGGUAAAGGCUGUGCAGCAAUGGGCACAUACGGAGUUUACACCAAUGUAGUCGAAUACAUUGGGUGGCUAAACAAUCACAUGCAGAAUACCUCUACCACUGCAGUUGUACAUACGCCCUCUCAGAAUUAAGGCCUAUUGAGUUCAAUGGGAUUUAAUCCCAUUGCAGCCUUCAUUAGCACUUUCUGUGUGUGUUUUUUUUUACACUUGUUUUUCAGAAUUCUUCGAGCAUCGUAUAUCAAUUAAAGGCUAUAUACUGAAUUAACACUUUUAUUCAUUUUCACAAGUUUAUUCUUCACUAUUAUUUUUAACAUUGCGACCAGGAAGGGAGCAUACGCUGUUUAUAAUCGUAGUGUUAUCUUUAGCAUAUAUUCACUUACAACAAGAAAAAUAAGAAUUUGAUUUUAUUCUUGCGGUCUUAAAAGUUUCAGUAGAAACGAGAGUGGACAUGCAUAAUUCAGUUUGCAUAAGACAAAGUAUUUAAAGUGAUAGGAGAUGCUGUCUUGGCUUUGUUCCUUUCUCUCUACAUGGUUUGUGAAUGCCAGUGUGGUGUAGUGGUUAAGAGCGGUAGACUCCUAAUCUGGGGAACCGGAUGCUCCUCCCAGAGCCGCUGUGAAAUCACCUUCUGGUGCCCCCCCCCCUGCCAAUCAUAUUUCAAACACAAGAGGUGGUGGUGGCCACGAUUCAGACACCUUUAAAAGAAGACCAGCAAAUUCAUGGAAAAUAAGGGAAUCAAUGGCUACCAAACCUGAUGGCUGUGUUCUGUCCUCCCUGGUUGGAGGCAGUAUGCUCUGCAUACUAGUUGCCAAAAACCACAGGGAAAGAGUGCUGUUGUGCUUAGGUCCUAAUUGUAGGUUCUCAUGGGCAUCUGGGGGGCCACUGUGAGAACACAACACUAGAUUAGAUGACCCAUUGGUGUGAUCCAACAGGCUCUCAUCAUGCCCUAAGAUGAGCACAGAUUCUGAACACUUCUCUUUGCCAGAAUUACUACACAGUAACAAAAUCCACAUGCUCCACCUGUUUGGAGUUAGAUUACGAUACUCAUCCUGCCUACUGUAGCUCUAUUUUAUAAAGAAACAAGGAUAGGAUUUGAAAUGUGCAUCAUUAUUUGAUGAGAGUUUAGUAAGACUAUCUCUGUCAUUCCCAGUGGACAAAACUUCCACAUGGAAGAUAAAAACAAUAUUUAUUUAUUUAAAAAUCCUAUUUCUUGCCAGUCUUCUGCUUCUUGAAUAUGUAUGCAUCAGAACUAAGUCUAUUUGCAUAAGGAAAAGAUCAUAUCCCUUCUUCACUAACUGAUUCCAAAUAAAAGCUCAUAUACAGUUUCUUA
Zootoca vivipara (common lizard) is the source of this 10365-nucleotide messenger RNA. Lineage: Eukaryota; Metazoa; Chordata; Lepidosauria; Squamata; Lacertidae. The record is from RefSeq and is a predicted model, not a curated record.